UUUGCAACAGUGUAGGUAGGGUCGUGUUUCGGCGGCGUCGGCGUCGCAGCGCUGCUAGCUCAGAGCGAGCUGAGGGCUGAAGGCGUCAUUUCGUCGCUGUAUUGACUGGGCUUGCCUACAGCGUGGGCUUUGUGUUAGGUUUUAGAGUGACGACUGUUGAAGGUGGAGGCAUUUGAGACUUUUGAGACUUGUUAAAGUCUCUCUUUUAUCCAGGGACUUGGCUUCACAAUGAAAGGGAUACUAAAACACGCAGUUUGCGUCCUUUGCGUCCAGCCAUUCAGUGUUCGAGAUUUAAAAAGUGGCCAUCAUGGGCAAAGAAUUCCUCAUAUACUCAACUGCGGGCAUGCUGCUUGCAAGCCAUGCCUUCAAAAAGUAAUGACCGACAAGAAGAGCAAGAGUAUUAUAUGUGAAGUUUGUUCUACUCCUUCACCCCUCUAUGAAGCAGGAGAUGCAUUAGAUUUGUCUUCAAUUUUUCCUCUUCAUCUGUACCUUGUUGGUCAAUUUCUAACAAGGAAUGCAGAGAAAAGGGAAGAUGAACCUAGUUUCUCCCUUCCUACAAGAAAAAAAGCUUCAUCUUCUAAAAACAACAGGGUUAUUUGCAAUGAGUGUGAUGUUACAACUGCAAAUUGCUUCUGCCGUGAGUGCACCAUUCCAUUUUGUGAAAGUUGUUUUACAAAGAUUCAUCAAGGUAAGACAUUGAAAAAACACGUGAAAGAAGAUUUAAGGCUUGUUCACGUGAAGACCAUCAUGUGCCCUAAACACCCGAGGAAUGACUUGGAUAUGCUCUGUGAAACCUGCAAUACACCUGUUUGCAUGAAGUGCUCAAUUCUUUCUCACAAAGAUCAUUCAGUUGUAUCAACCUGUGAGAAGAAUGAAGAGAAGUUGCCAGAAGUGAAGGCUGAUUUGGAACGUGCCAAUCUGCAGAGGGCAAGAAUGAAGGAGACUCUAAGGGAGCUCGGCGCUGGCCAGGGAAGCACCAAAGCGGCGGAUGUGCUGCAGGAGACGGAGCGAGCUCUCGCUCUGCACAUGGUCCACGUCCAUGGCCGCCUGCAGCUCCGGGAGAGGGAGCUGCUGGCGCAGCUGGAGAAGAAGCGAUUCGAAAACGCGUCCCUGUUCCGGACCAUGGAAUCGCAGCUGUCCUCGUCCCUAUCCGACCUGGAGGACGCCAUGCGCAUGGCCCACGCUGCGUGUCUGCCGGACAACCUGGCCACAUCCAACCUCACGGAGGUGCACAGUCGCUUGUGUCAGGCCAUGACUGUGCCGGUUCACCUCCUUAAAGGCAAAAUAGGCGUUGAGUUAAUAUUGAAUCAGGAACUGUUUGAUGAAAUUGAUCUCAUCAAAUUAAAAUUGAAUGAUGAUGUGGGGUACAUGCUUGUGAAAGAGGAUGAUUUACCCCCUGAAUAUGUACUUCCAGAUAUGUCUGGUAAAAGCUUAAGUGAUUUUGAUCCAUGGGAGCAAGAUUCUACCUCAGAUAUUGGGAAUAUUAGUUCUGUGUCUACUGAAAGUUGCCAAACAUCAGCAUCUCUUUCACAAAUUUCAAAUAGUUCGUCAUCUUCUACAAUAUCAACUGUAUCAUCGUGUCCUAUUCUCAUCCCAGCUGGGGCUAGCAUCUCCCGAAAACAGAAAUUUGUCAUAACCGACCCCAGAGAUGAAAUAGGUUUUGGUGAAACAAUUCAGGUAAAAAUAUCUCACAUAAAAAAUCCUUUGGACUUUUAUGUAACAUGUAAGAGACAUGAAGAGAAAUAUAAUACACUCUUUGAGGAAAUCCGAAAUGAAGCUGACUUGUACAUGGUAGCCAAUAACAUAACAAUAAAUGAGAUAUAUCUAGUUGAUGGCAAUGAUGAUAAAACCUGGGGCCGUGCUCUAGUUACUCAAAGAAAAUCUUCUGUGCUGGUUGAAGUCUGUUUCAUUGAUUUUGGAAGUUUAGCAACAGUACAAACUUUCAGGCUCAAAGUUUUACCUUCCAAGUUUGCCACUAUUCCUCCCCAGGCUUUGAGAUGUGGGUUAAGUGAUCUGUACCCUAGUGAUGAAACAAGCAAGUUAAAUUUGAAACGAUCAUUUUUUGAGAUGCUUGCUAGUUUUGACGGGAAAUUUAUUGAAAUGCAUGUUUUGGGUAUUGAAGAAAAUAAGUUUAAAGUUGACCUCUCCACCAAUGAUCCAAUGUGUCCCAUCUCCUCAGUAAGAGAUGCAUUGCUCUACCUUGGUGAGGGUUCCUUUCAGAGAAACGAAUUCCCAUCAUGUACCAACAAAAAGGGUCCCUUCAGAGGUUACCAGCCCAGCCACAAUCUGUCACUACAUGCAAAUGUCAAAGUUUUAAUUUCAAAUGUGGACCUUCCUACAAGUUUCAACAUCAUCCUACUUGAUGACAUGAAACAUCUUGAUGCUCUAAGCCAAAAGAUAAAUCAUCACUGCAAUAAAAGCAAGUCAAAGACUAAUUUUGACAAAUUCUGUGUUGGUAUGCCUUGCUUGGCAAAAUUUGAGGGAACAUGGUAUAGAGGAGUCAUUGAAGAGAUCCAAAGAUCUAAAUCUCUCUUGAUACGCUAUGUUGAUUUUGGAAACAAAAGCGUCCUGACACGGAAUGAUGUGAGAAGCAUUCCAGAUGAUCUACUGAAACUUCCGGAAUUGUCCGUGCAUUGUUCAUUAACUGAUAUCGCUCCACCCAAAGGGAAGAAUUGGAGUGAAGAAGCAAGAAUUUUUCUGAAUCAGUAUGCAGAGAGCUCUUCAAUUGUAGUUACUGGUGUAAAAGGGUCUAGUUCAAGAGGGUCUUUGCAUGAAGUAGUUCUAUUUGCAAUUUUCACCCAAGUAUCUAUCAAUGUAAAUGCCUUGUUGGUAGAGCAAGGUUUGGCAAGAAGUACUGGAACAAGGUCUUCUGUUUCAAUGGAUGACACAAAUAUGAAGAAAGCCGAGCUAAUUUUAGGGAUAAAGGAAAAUGAAGACUUAAGUCAGUGUAUAAAUUUAAAAGACACAGCCCAAGAAAAUUGUAACUUGGAUAAGCAGAGCAACCCUCUUGUCAUUGUUGAUAUUAAUAGUCUUGUGGGUAUCUGCCAAAAUGGGAAAACACCCAUGAGUUCUAAUCAAAAGACAUCAGAAGCUGGUGUUACGACCUCUAUAAGAGAGAGCUCAGAUUCUGAUGAGAGUCAAUUUGUUCCUAUUGAGAGAUCUUCCACUUUGGUUAAUGUUGACCAUAAUUCUGAGAGAAACUCAGAUAUUCAGGAAAUAACUCCUGAGGUUGGAAUAAAUUCAGGAUGUCAUAAUAAGGAAGAUGAAAAGCCUGGAAAAUCUGUUCAGACACGUCUGAAAGUUUCUAAUAACUCAGAUGGUUCCUAUCGUAUACCUGUUGACCUCUUGUCAGCUGAAUCACCUGGGUGUGUUUUUGUCAGACUCAAAAGUAUUGCUGAAAAAAUUGAAAGGAUGUCUGCUGAAAUGCAGUUGUAUUAUGAUUGUGAGCCUCUUCCUGAAGGUGACUGUUGGAUACCAAAAGAAAGAGAUAGGUGUGCUGUAAAGAGCCCGCAUGAUCUUCAAUGGCACAGAGGAUUAAUCUUAGAGGUUCUUUCUGGUUCACAAUUCAAGGUGAUGCUGAAGGACACUGGUAGAACGGAGGUGGCUAAUAUAAAAUCUAUGAGAAAGUUGUAUCCAAAAUUUGCUACAGUACCGGAUGGCUCUAUUAAAUGUCACUUGGCUAAUUUGAGAGCAGCUGGAUCUCACCCAACUGACGGCGAAUCAGAACCGAAUUGGACUGCUUUUGCCUGUACGACAUUGGUUGACUUAUUGAAUGAGCACAAGAGGAACCUUUAUAUUUCUAAACAGGGUCAAAUUAACAAAGAAGAAAGGUCUUUGCCCAUAGAAGUGUGGGUUCGUGAAUUAGUUGGGACUGCCUUACAGGCAAGCAAGAUCACCUGGUUUACCAUCAACAAGAAAUUGAUAGAGAAGGGAUGUGCCCUUCCUAUAGACUGGAAAUUGUUGAGUGAAGAGGAUACCCAGCUAACUAGUAGUGACUUGGAAAUCCUUAAUCCUCCAGAUGAUCCCGAUCUGACAAUGAUGGAAUGGCUUGAAAAAACAUCUCAGGACUCCUCUGGUAGUAGUGCAGAGGACUGGGAUGAGGUAGAUGAAACGCUGACUCUAUUGGGAAAUUGGCUACCUCCCUUACCACUUCCGGAGAAUUCUUUUCUAGCACUUCCGACUUAUGUUGAUUUUGACUGUAAUGUUUACCUACAUGAAGUGUCAGACUCUUCAAAUGGAAGUGUGCGUAAUCUGCGCAAAAUAACUAGGCGCCUUCACAAAAAAUACAGAGGUUCCAAGCCUGGCCCUGAGGACAGCUUUUGGUUGCCAAACAAUCUUUGUGUUGUGCAGUACCAUCUAGACAAAAAGUGGUACAGAGGAAAAGUAAUGAAGGUUAAUCCUGACAACCGCAUUGAGGUCCAAUUUGCUGAUUAUGGUAAUGUUGAAGUAUGCCGUUCAUUGGAACUUCGAAAGAACAUCAUCUGCAAAGCAUUGCCUUCUAUUGCUCGAAAAUGCCGAAUAUCUGGUGUUACACCGACUUCCGAAGACGGGAAAUGGCCUAUAUCUACUCUUGAUUUUAUUCAUGGGACUCUUGUUGAUAAUGAAUGCACAGUCAAGGUGCUCAGGAAACCCACCUCCGAUGAUAAUGUCUAUGAGGUGGAUAUUUUUGUUCAUGAGCAAAGUAUAACAGAAAUAUUAUCAGAGAAGAAAUUUGCAACAUUCACGCCAGUUAACUACAUUAUUGCUCCAGAAGCACUUUCUGAGGAGGAUGAUGACCCAGAUGUCCUGGUGCUGGAGGAACCCGCUGUUAUUGAGGAUGACAGGUGCUGCGUCAGUAAGGCCCCUUCAAUUGGUAGAGGGGGGAAAUUGUCAAGAAGUGAUUGCCAAAGUGAUGCAGAACCAAGUUUAUCGCUACAAUACUCUCCUUACACCCCAUCUUCUGAUGGUUCAAUUCCAUUGAGUGAAGUUCAAAAUGGAAACCUGAUUAAGACUACUAUUGGGAGAGGAAAAAAGUUGUCAAACAGUGGGGGGCAAACUCAAGCAGAUUUAAGUUCUUCUCUACAAUUUCCUCCAUUUACACCAUCUUCUGAUGGUGAAGUUCAAAUUGAAACUCUGAACAAAACUUCAAUUGGUAGAAGGAAGAAUUUGUUAGACAGUGUGUUGUAUCAAACUCAAUCAGAUCCAGGUUCAAUUCUACAAUUUUCUCCAUAUACACCAUCUUCUGAUAGCUUAGCUCCACUCAAAGAAAUUCAAAGUGAAAAUAUGAUACAUAAGACUUCAAUUGGAAGAGGAAAGAAGUUGUUGAUCAGUGAAAAUGUGUCUGUAGCAGAACCUAGUGCAACACCACAAUUCUUAACAGACACUCCAUCUUGUUAUGGUUUCAAUCCUCUUAGUGAAUUUAAAAGAGAGAAUCUGGUGAAGACUUCAACUGCACAUUCUCAAUCAAUUAAACCUGCUUCCGAGGCUAGUGCAGUUUCUCAUGUUUCAAAUGGUUGUGUUAACUCAAACGUUAACUUCUUACUCCAGCCAAAUGAGAAUGAAGUAAUUGUAAAUUCUUACACAUCAUCAGUGCUGCCAAAAAGUAAUAGAUGGGAUGUCACUGUACUCUCUGUACUUGGUCCAACAGAAAUAGUUGUUCUUAUUAAAAAUGUUCCAGAAGAAUCAGAGCAGUGGAAUUUUGUAAAGGACUAUGAACGCAUGUUUAUAGAAAUGCAGGCAAAGGCUGCUUUGCAACCACAUAUGCCAAAAAUUACACCGGGUUUUCCUUGCUGUGUGUUGUCAUGUGAUGGAUUGUGGUACCGCGGUAGAGUCAAGGAGAUCAAUAAAACAACCAUCACAAUUGAGAAGGUUGAUUCUGGUGAAGAAGAGUGUGUGCCAGCUUUUCAUGUUAGAGCCAUCCCUAACAAGUGGCUUCAGCCACCAAUUUUAGGAGUCGAGUGUAAAUUAAAUUGUGAUUUGGUACCUGAUAAGGAUGUACAAAUGAUUGCUCAGAAAAUGCUGGCAUUAUUGAUUAACAAGAAUGUAAAAGCUGCUGUUGUGAAGAAAACUCCACUUACUAUUGACCUGUUCUGUAAUGAAGACAAAGGUCAAUUGAUUUAUCAGGAACUAAUAGAUGAAGGUUUAAUUGCGAAAAGUUGAAAGUUGCAAUGUAAUUAUUUUUUGUAGCUUGUGCUUUAUAUUUUAUUUUAUAAAUUAGAUUGCCGUACUGGCAAGGAAUAUUAAUAUCUACAAACAUUACAUAAUAAAUCUUAAUUUUGUACUGUAAAAUAUGUAAUCAAUAUUAAUAUUAUCAACAGAAAUAAAAAUAUGUUAAAAGA
Molecule: messenger RNA, 6317 nt
Organism: Frankliniella occidentalis (western flower thrips)
Lineage: Eukaryota; Metazoa; Arthropoda; Insecta; Thysanoptera; Thripidae
Exons: 33
Coding region: 229-6138 (1969 amino acids)
Molecular function (GO): zinc ion binding
Source: RefSeq, a predicted model, not a curated record